AAUCAGAGUCCGCUUUUCAAAGCUGUUUCCUUUAUUUUUAUUAUUAAUCGAAACAGAACAGAAACCCCACUUGAUCCCCCUUCCUGUCCUGUCCUAUAAAAACCAAACCCUUUCUUCUUCCUCAAAUCAAUUCUUUCCUUAAGCUUUCUGUGUUUUGCUAAAUUCGGAGGAAGGAGUUUGAAUUCUCUCGAUGUGUUUGAUAAUGGAAGCGGCGGAUGAUCACGUCGUCGACGGUGGUGUUUUAGCUGCGCCGUCUAAUUUCUCGAUGGUCGAAGACGGGAUUUACCGGUCUGGGUUUCCUAAACCGGAGAAUUUCGGUUUCCUCACAACCCUUAGUCUUCGUUCCAUCAUUUAUCUUUGCCCUGAACCGUACCCGGAGGAGAAUCUCAAGUUUCUUGAAGCCAACAACAUUAAGCUUUUCCAAUUCGGUAUCGAAGGCAAAACGGAUCCUCCAACUCCUAUGCCAAAAGAUACAGUUUUGGAUGCUCUCAGAGUCUUAGUUGAUGUAAGAAACCAUCCGAUUCUCAUACAUUGCAAAGCCGGAAAGCAUAGGACAGGCUGUUUAGUGGGAUGCUUAAGAAAAGUACAGAGCUGGUGUUUAUCAUCGGUGCUCGAGGAAUACCAGAAGAACGCUGGCGUGAAGUGGAGGCAAAGGGAUUUGAAUUUCAUCGAGGCGUUUGAUACCGCGAGCUUGAGGCAGUGUCUCUUGAGCAUUAUGUAUCGUUAUCACGGUUAUGGCUUCAAGAGAAAAAGGUUGGUCCAUGAAGAAGAAAACGUCCAGACGCUGAAACCGCAGGCUGCUAAAGUUUGAGAAACGAGAGCUAACCGGUGGGAGAUGGUUCAUGUUUUUUUUUUUAAUUUGAGGUUCCAUUUAUCGGUCGCUGGAUAUGAUUCUUAUAGGAGGAUUAAGUUCGAGAUUCAUAAACGGAAGUUUCAUUUGGGUUGGUUUAGUGAUAGUAAAGUGUAUAGAAAGGCUACUCUUUGUUAGACACUGGUGCAUGAGAGAGGUCAAUUAACUCAAUGACCACUAAAGCUUCUUAUGCUUUA
Messenger RNA from Brassica napus (rape), 1047 nucleotides. RefSeq names its product tyrosine-protein phosphatase DSP3. NCBI's taxonomy places the organism in Eukaryota, Viridiplantae, Streptophyta, Magnoliopsida, Brassicales, Brassicaceae. Gene Ontology annotation, molecular function: phosphatase activity. Gene Ontology annotation, cellular component: cytoplasm. The transcript is spliced from 5 exons. Gene Ontology annotation, biological process: protein dephosphorylation. Bases 191 to 811 code for a protein of 206 amino acids. The record is from RefSeq and is a predicted model, not a curated record.